Puccinia graminis f. sp. tritici CRL 75-36-700-3 is the source of this 2112-nucleotide messenger RNA. RefSeq lists its product as uncharacterized. The transcript has 5 exons. The record is from RefSeq and is a predicted model, not a curated record. The coding region runs from base 1 to 2112 and encodes 703 amino acids. Gene Ontology annotation, biological process: regulation of chromosome condensation. NCBI's taxonomy places the organism in Eukaryota, Fungi, Basidiomycota, Pucciniomycetes, Pucciniales, Pucciniaceae.
AUGAUGCAUAUCCCAAGAAUCAAGUUCACCUACGGCAAUCGAAAGUCAAGACUCAAAACACUCACACAACAAUACGAUAGCAGCGAUGAUGAUCAGGACAUCCAGGUCGGACCUAGUAGCAACAAACUAUUCGAUCGAUUGACUGCCAAUACUACUGCUACCACUACUCAGCAACAUGCCAAGAAGAAUCAAACAUCCAAAAAAGAGAUCCCUAGCAACAUCCAUCCUUCCAAGAAACGUAAGAAGACUGACCAGGAGCCCCAGAACAUCAUCACUACCACUAAUCGACGCGUCUCAGAUCGAUUGAAAUCCAAUCCUUCAAACCCAGAAACCACCACCAGUCAACCUCAAGUGAAUCCUAAUCGAGAAACUACACCACUGGAUCAGGAUCUACUUCUGAUUCUACAAGUUCAAAAACCUCAAACUUCAAGUGCUAGGCCUAGUCGAGCUCGAUCGGUCAAUCAGUCUCCUCAAAGUAUCAAAAAACCACACCUUCAGCCCACUCAGUGCUCAUCACCUCAACGAGUAGUCAAGAAGAGACCGAGGACAGAAUCUAAAACUGAACAAGACAGGAAGGCCCUACCAGGUCCAGAACUUCCUCAACGCAGGAUCACUCGCUCACUGUCUCAGAGAUCUCUCGUCCCAUCCGAACCAACUUCUCAGCCUAUCCGCACUGAGCUCAAUUGUCCAUUCCCCGAUCAGAGAGAUGAACACUUCUCCUCGCCUACAAACUCACCCCAUCAUCAGUCACCUCAGCCUCCCGGAUCUGACACGCAUGACCAUUCUGAUAUUUUCGCCAUCCUCGAAUCUAUCAAGGCCUGCAACGACUCUGAAGGGGCCGAGUUGAAUGGAUCUCCCAAAAAGGCUCGUGUAGCACUGAUGGGUGGCAAAACUAUUUCCCGAUCUGGCGCUCUUUCACCCUCACUUUCGUCUGGUUGUUCUCGACCAACGAGUCCGAUCGCCCGGCCAGCUAAUCGAUUACUGAAGCGCGUUCUCAGCACUAGCUCUUGUUCUGAUUUAUUUGGCUCAUCCAAUCGAACUUCCAACCUCCCCCCAAGGAAACCACUUGCACGACAACUAUCCUCAGAUUUCCCACCGAUACCCGUCAAUCAUGAAGUGAUCAACACUAGUAACUUAGUCAACAUAUUCCCGGGUGGCAAAGCGCUGAAAAAAACUUACGGUGGUGAAAGGACAUUCAAGCAAGACGAGAACGAGUUAAAGUUGUUAAUGCCAAUAUCUACGCCGGCUCCACCUCGGACAUCGAAAAGGUUAUCUGGGCCGACCGCGGGUUCGUCUCGAUUGACGGGCUCUCUCAAGAGGUUCCAAAGUCGGGAGACAUACAGUGAGCUGCGCAAGAAGUGGGGCGUCGAUGAAGACGAUGAACCUAUCGAAGAUGAAACUGAGCUGCAGACGACCAUCCAUCAACGUGCCAGUGGCUCUUCCAAACGAUUCACGGAUGAGCUGUUCUACUUGAUCGAAGGCCUGGUCUCCACAGCUGACCAACCGGACCUCAGCCUCAAACGCUCCAGUGCAGUGGAGUUGAUCAAAAAACUUAAAGAACAACAAUUUAUGAAUGAGCUACGCUCGAAUGGAUUGAUCGAGCAUUUCUAUAACUCAUUCAGGUCUGCAGGGGCAGGAGACGGCGAUCCGAUCCUCGAUCAUGCCCUGCUCAUCUUCAUCUCACUCCUCAGUUGUCAAGACCAAAAAUUUAUCGAACCCGUCCUGAGAAUCAUCCCCAAAGGUUCUACCGGACUCUUCUCGAUGCAAUCCGACUGUUUGCAGGUGUUGGGAACUGUCGCAUGUCGCAAUUACCCCCAACCGACUCUGAAACCUCGCGGAACUUCGCGAAGACAUCCUCCAUUGGUUACUCAAAUCCAGGAAGUCAUCCAAGAAUCCAUUUUGAGGAAACAUCUUCCAGGAGCGAGCAGUCCUGGAUUAUUGGCGCUGUUCAGUCUAGCCCGUAUCGCCAUGUUUGUCCCCCGCCCUGGCCUCCUUCCUCAACGAUCUAUCGUCCAUUGCUCUGCUUUCGCCUCUGCUAUCGACUGCUUGAAAGUUUAUAGCCAAAAACUUCAUGAUUUAUUCGAUAAUUCUGUUUCAUUUCCAAGCCAAUGA